UCACCGGCUGCUUAUAGUUUGGCAAAAAAUCUAAUGAUUAGUAUUUUGGAAUAAAAUUAUAAAUGUAGUAACAUUAAAUUUGCACAAGUGAUCAUGCUUUUAAAAUAUAUUUUGUUCGUAGCUUUGCUAUUUGCCCUUGAACUUGAAUCCGCCUAUACAAAAACAAACUCGAAGAAUGCGGCGGUAGAAGGAAUUGCUGACAUGAAAGAGCUUAAAAAGCUCUUCAGGACAAAAAAUAAUGUAUUGGUUCUGUUUGUAACAAGCUUAAAAGAAGCCCAAGGAACGGUUACAGCAUUUCGCGAAGCUGCCGAAGUCAUCAAAGGUCAAGGUACAAUGGUACUCCUAGAUUGCAGCAAUAGCGAUAUGAAGAAGAUUUGUAAAAAGCUUAAGGCUAAUCCCGCACCACACGCACUAAAACAUUUCAAAGACGGCGAUUUCCAUAAGGACUACGACCGACAGUUGACAGUUACUAGUUUGGCUAAUUUUAUGCGAGAUCCUACUGGAGAUUUGCCCUGGGAAGAAGAUCCGAUUGGAGCCGAUGUUGUACAUGUUCCAGAUUCAAUUGCUCUUGCAAAAUUUCUCAAAAAGGAACUGCGUCCGGUGCUAGUCAUGUUUUAUGCACCUUGGUGUGGUCUCUGUAAAACUCUUAAACCUGAUUUCUCAUCGGCCGCCAGUGAGCUGAAACCGAAAUACGUCCUUGCAGCCAUAGAUGUAAAUCGGCCAGAGAAUUCCAUUAUUCGCAAGCAGUAUAACAUAACCGGUUUUCCAACGUUGCUUUAUUACGAAAAUGGUCGUUUGAAACAUACGUACGAUGGGGAUAACAACAAAGCUGGAAUAGUUAGUUUUAUGAAAAAUCCAAACUCGCCGCCUCCAGCAAAACCCAAAGAAACAGACUGGGCAUCAGAGGCAAACUCCGAGAUUGUACAUUUAAAUAAUGUUAAUUUUGAGCCAGCGUUAAAAGAUGAAAAAUCUGCGCUGGUUAUGUUCUAUGCGCCUUGGUGUGGUCAUUGUAAAAAGAUGAAACCUGAGUAUGAGAAAGCAGCAAGUUUAAUGAAGGAGAAAAAGAUCGCGGGUGUAUUAGCCGCUUUGGAUGCUACUAGGGAGCAAACGAUUGGACAACAAUUCGGGGUAAAAGGUUAUCCAACAGUGAAAUAUUUCAGCAAUGGCGAGUUUAAAUUCGAUGUGAACAUUAGGGAGGCAGUUAAAAUUGUCGAAUUUAUGAAGAAUCCAUCUGAACCACCACCACCUCCGGCCCCAGAAGUUCCUUGGGAGGAGGAAGAAAACAAAGUGAUCCAUCUCAACGAUGAGACUUUCAAAACGUUCUUGAAGAAAAAGAAACACGCCUUAGUGAUGUUUUAUGCUCCAUGGUGCGGUCAUUGCAAACGGGCUAAACCUGAAUUUGCGAAUGCUGCAGAACAUUUCAAAGAAGAUCCCAAGGUAGCCCUAGCUGCUGUUGAUUGCACACGCUACAGUGGAACUUGUGCUGCCUAUGAAGUACGUGGUUAUCCAACGCUGAAGUAUUUCAGCUAUCUGAAAACGGUUAAAGAAUACAACGGGGGAAGGACACAGAACGAUUUCAUUAAAUUUCUUUCGGAUCCAGAAGCGCCAGCUCCAGAAAAACCACCUCCAGAGCCAUAUGGAGACUUUCCUGGUUCGGAGAAGAUAAUUAUUAUUAACGAUAAGAACGUAGAUGACGUGCUACAAAAUGAGGAUCGUUUAUUGGUCAUGUUCUACGCUCCGUGGUGCGUACACUGUAAACGUAUGAAGCCGGACUUUGCCGAAACAGCUAAUCUACUGGUUAAAAAUAAUGUACCUGGCAAGGUAGCCGCUGUUGAUUGCACUGAACAAACCAAAACAGCCGAAAAAUUCGGAAUUCAAGGCUUUCCCACGCUAAAAUACUUCGUGCGGGGGAAGUUUGUUGCCAACUACGAAGGAAAGCGUACGUCCCAGGCAAUGUACGAAUACAUUCGCUCAAAUGGAGCCACCACCAAAGACGAACUGUAAAAAGCCGAGGCCAGCACGCCGUUUGUGAUUUGGUGAAACUCGCACAACAACGAGUGAUCUUUACUGUAUCUGCCUCAGUUUUAUAUUCCUCUUAUCCGUCUGUAGAUAUGUUCUAUUGAAUAUUAUUUUCUGAGAGUAUUUUUCGAAUCUAUUUGAAACUCCGAUUCAACUAUCGGCGUUUGUCGCAGGCUAUUCUGAAACAUAAUAACAUAAUAAUUUUAGGUUAUUCAAUUCGAGUAAAAGACUUUUGGUGGCAAAAUCAUGCUAACAAAAUAAACUUGCAUUUUAAUUAAGAAAUCCAUAAUUGUGAACGAAAUA
Molecule: messenger RNA, 2322 nt
Organism: Sabethes cyaneus
Lineage: Eukaryota; Metazoa; Arthropoda; Insecta; Diptera; Culicidae
Product: protein disulfide-isomerase A5
Exons: 6
Coding region: 94-2004 (636 amino acids)
Biological process (GO): protein folding
Cellular component (GO): endoplasmic reticulum
Molecular function (GO): protein disulfide isomerase activity
Source: RefSeq, a predicted model, not a curated record